UAUUAUUGUUAUUAUUAUUAGUAGUAGUAGUAUCAUGAUAAUUAUGAUUAGAAUUAGAGGGCUGAUCUCGAUGAUGUCACUCUCCUGAAGGACCUGUAGUAUAUUUGUAGUAGGCUGGUAGAAGUGACAUCGAUGACUGACAUCAGCCAUGUCUAAGAGAAUUGCAGAAAACAAAGAGAAGAACCAGGUUCAUCAAGAUGCCAUUCAUGUGGAGAAUAUACGAAAAGAACAGAGAAACCAGACAGUUCACACUGAGUUCAGCAUCAACCCAUUCAAAAAAUUACAUGUCCUGACAGAUAAACCCACAGACCCAAAACCAACAUAUGUGACUGAAAACAAAUUGGAGUUCUCAGAGGCCUUACGCAGGGCACGACGAGUACCUAAGGAGAAGUACCCAAGGCCGCAGACUGAGAGUCAGGAGAUAGGAUGGAGGUUAGAUCCACUGAUUCCAAUGGACAGCCUUAGAGAGAGGUUCAACUUCCACCGAAAGCGCACUGACAUCACUAAAAACAAAUGAUCCGCAAGUGGUCCCCUCACUCUGUGUUUGAAAUGAGAGACAAAUAGUUACUCAGGCACAAUACUCGCCUCUCUGAUGCUGUAAUUUCUCAACCAGGGACUAAAUGACAACUCAGAGGGAACCCUGCUGGAAGCAUUCACCUACCAGAUGUUUCAGUUGCCUAUAAGAUCAAAUGACGGUGACAAGAUAUUUACUGAGAGAUAGAACAUAAUCAAAUACUUCCUGUUCUUUAUAACAAGUCUAUAGGUCAUAACCUACUUCAUGGUACAUUGAAAACUGUGGUUGCUCUUGUUAAUGGUAGAAAACAAUAAUGUUAAUACAUCUGUUUGAUUCUGUCUCUCUUCAAAUGAAUUUCUGUCUUUGCCUCUCUCCAGUCUCUUCUUUUCUCCUGUGCCUUGGAACCAGAACUCUCCUGAUGAUGUCCACCGACCUGUGGAUGAAUUUACGUCUUUACCGCUUCGUGCAUGGAAAGAUCGCCCAAACAUGAAAUCAACUGAUCUCUCUCUCUCUUUCUCUGUCUACCUCUCUCGCUUUCUUUCCCCUUGUCUCUCUCUUCCGUCACAUCAGUUGAAUAAAUGUUCUC
Messenger RNA from Paralichthys olivaceus (Japanese flounder), 1100 nucleotides. Its product is annotated as cilia- and flagella-associated protein 144-like. Lineage: Eukaryota; Metazoa; Chordata; Actinopteri; Pleuronectiformes; Paralichthyidae. The record is from RefSeq and is a predicted model, not a curated record. Gene Ontology annotation, cellular component: ciliary base.